Messenger RNA from Austrofundulus limnaeus, 4527 nucleotides. It is a transcript of the gene umad1, whose product is annotated as UBAP1-MVB12-associated (UMA) domain containing 1. The transcript is spliced from 4 exons. Lineage: Eukaryota; Metazoa; Chordata; Actinopteri; Cyprinodontiformes; Rivulidae. Bases 390 to 833 code for a protein of 147 amino acids. The record is from RefSeq and is a predicted model, not a curated record.
UUUUAACGGAUUAUUUGGUGAUGAAAACCGAGCGCCUCCUUUCUUUGUGACGACACAUCCGCGGUGCUCCACGAUUCUAGUCCCCAGAAACAUUAGUAAACAAUUCCGCUACGUCUGGAAAAAGAAUAAUUUAACCCUGAAGUUUUAAAGCUGUUAUUAGUUUUCACAAGAGCACGAUUCAAAAUUAUUCCGGUGGCGUCAAACAAAUAACGAACACGGACGAUUUUGCGUAAAGUUCCGAGGAAAGACAUGUAGGAUAUUAUUUUAGUUAAACAGCGGUUAAAGGGGGGAACGAACCACCCUGUUGCACCAGAUGAUGACCCGAUCCAUAACAACCAUGAACUGAUCAGCGUAUUUCUCAACUUCACAGGCCUAAACAAUAAAAGAAAAUGUUCAGUUUUCUUGGACUCCGUAAGGACUCAAAGAAGUCAACAUCCGACAAGGAAGCAGAUGGAGGUUUUGUUAUUGUUGGAGAGACGACAGAAGAACAGAGGCGGAGGAUGCCGACCAUGAACGUCACACAGCCCUCAACAAAUGUCAUAGUACAGCCAUUAAAGCCAUCUUAUCCAGUUUCACCUCGACCCGUUGCCGAAAAGCCCCUCACACCUUUACACCCCUCCGGACCAGCAGAGGGCCCCCCGGCUGUUGAAGCUGCUUCAACCCUCCCAGAUCUCCUCGGGGACAUCCCCUUCACCUUGGCCCCCCACGUGUUGGCCUUGCAGGCAGGCUUCUCCGUCGUCCCCGAUGUGCUUCUGUCCCGCGACAUGAACUACAACCUCGCCAGUUUUCAGUACGAUUUCACCUUAGAGAACUCGGUGCUUCACAGUAACUAGUUCAGCACCGUGAAACUGGCUUAACGUGACUAGUUUUAGCUAGAAAACAAAACCGCAAAGGCAGAAAAAUCUAUAUUUGUGAGCAAAUCUAAUUAUCGUUAAAUAGACAUUAACUUAAAUUAGCUGUGGUAAACGGUGCAGCCUUAAGUUACUCUGAUUGUUUUUCAUUAAGAGCCAUAUAAAUCUAAUUUACCUCAGAGUUUACAAAUUAAUGUAGGUUAAACAUUUCAUUGGCAAGCAGAAUAAAUGAACUUUUUUGGUGUUGCAACAAAUGCAGACUUGAUCCUUGUUACUUUUAUUAAAACUUAAAGACGUUUAGGAUGGAAUUUGUGAUUGGUUAAGACUUCUAUGACAAAUGCUGCAGAUCAUGUGCAAUUUGUUUGGAUUAUGUUACAGGAAAAAUAUCCCAGCUUAAAACAUGUUUUAGAUCUUAUAGUCUCUAUUUGAGCCUACUGAAAGCUUUUAAUCUGGAGUAAAAUCAAAAGUCCUUGUGGCUAAUUUCCAUUUACGGGGUAGUCUGAUCACAUUUGAAGUGAUAAUCAUAAUUACCAAUAGGUAACACUUUACCAGCUGUAUGUAUGGAGAGAAGUGCAGAAGUCUUCCUUCUGGCUAACGGCGAGCCAAACAAAUGAAGUUGAAUUGUUUUUCAGGGAUGUGGGGCUCCUUCAGCUUCUAUUUGCAAAUCACGUGAUUCUUGUCUAAUUUAUCCAAGAAUGUCCUUCGGUCAUUGCACUGAGUCGUUCCUGUUGAAGCAAGUCAUUUCUCACUAAAUUCUAAUAAUAAGUUUAACAAUAACCUUUAUCUUUUCUUAAAAACAGCUUCCAUAUCAUCCAGUAGCCCUGUAUGUGGUAAAAUAAUGACAGUCUGUUGGUAAAAUUACAAAAUACAGCUUGACUCAACACUGCAAGGUUUUUGUUACAAAUUCAAAGCAUGCAGUGAAGAAGUCAUUUAAAGGGGACAUUAUCCUUUUAAAUCUACUUUUUCUCAUUUAAAUCAUUCAGUUGGGGUCUGUAUAUAGUGGAACUGCAAUGCUUUGAUCUGAAUUCCUCCUUAUUGUAACUUCACAAGCCCCUUUCACCUCUGUUCUGAGGUGUGUCUCGGAUCAACUUGUUUUGGUGCUCUCUUUAAAUGCAAAUGAGGCAUUUUACACACCUCCACCAUGUUCAUCCAUUAUUGUAGUUUGAUAGCAGAGAUACAGUCAUGGAACGGCACAGAAACCUUUUAUUUACAAAUUGAUGUCAACAAUGGAAGACAUGUUGGACCUGGAGUCCGACCCAAAAAGGAAAAUGAAGACGACAUAAUUGGCAGUUCCAUUGCAAAUAAUUUGUUUGCAUUAAGAAGACCCAUCUUGGUUGGACUUGCAUCCCUCACCAACAAGAGUUGUCACCAAAUCAGUGGUCUUAAGUUUUGGAGGUUUACUCCUGGUGUGAGGGACAUUGUCCUGAUGACUCACACUUAACCUCAGAACUCAAACUCUAGUCAACUGUGAAUGCUAAAGCUAUGUUAAAUACAUGCAACUUUAGGCAAUAAGCAAAAUUACCAUUUGUCAUGCUGAAAAACCAGUCCAUGUGACGUCACUGAAUGAGCCUGUAAAACAACUCUUCUUUUAUAAAAGGCAUACAGAUAUAAAAGAGGGCGACAUUUGUGUUAAAAUCCACUGUGUUUUAUGUGACACAGUUUAGUUUGUCAAUGUUUUCUCAAUUAAACUGCAUUCAUGUUACUAUGUGAACGUGCACAGCAGACUCACUGAUGUCCAAAUUCAGGGGCUGCAUCCUUCGAAGGCCGAAUGUGAAGGCUGGUUAUGUCACAAUGACGCGCCGAAGAAGGCUGUCCAAAUUCGAAGGCUCCUCCAACUACGACCCAUAAAUUUGAGGGGCGGGUCCUGUGUAUCCUUCUCAGCCCACCCUGUCCCAAGAUGCAUUGCAGCCUGACCAGGAGUAAUAGUGGACAAAGUGAAAGACAGUUUUAAGUGAAAAUCUAUCAGUACAAAAAUGAAAUGUUUAAAGCGGUUGUGUUUUAUCAUUUACAUAGACAUGUUUUUUAAUAUUAUUCUCAUCAGAAAUCAUCGUAAAUGAGCUCAUAUGGCGGGUACCUUAGUUCUUUGUGUUUUACCUCUAAGCUAAUUUUGUAAAUUCUUAAUAUUAAUAAUUACUAUUUUUCUGAUUUCAGUCUAUUUGCAAUCAUCAUUGCUUCUGUUUAGCGUCGUUACAGUAUAGGUGUCAGGACAUACGCCGGGGUAAGGGUGGGAAUAAAGCUGAACGCUGGACCGUCCAAAUUCACAGCCAGUUUCUUCGGUCUUCCCAGUCCACAUUGUCUGGGGAGGCUGGGAUCUUCGAAGGGUCGAAGGUCCUUGAAUUUGGACACAGCCUCCGACUGCCAGGAGUUGAGCAAACUUUUAAAUCGACUAAAAGUGAUGAAUGGGCGAUGAAUGGAUGAUGGACUUGCUUCAUUGAUGAGAAUUGAAUUUCCUAAAAUGUGAUCACAAUAAAUCGUUCCUUAAACGUCGUACACCUGUAUACUUAUAUAUUUUUAUAUUCUGCCAAAAAGUGAAGAACAUCCACUUAUAGAGAAAGAAAUAUUUGCAUAGUUAAAGUAGGAUAUGUAGCAUAAAGAUGGUUUACUCCCCACCAAUGUUGAUAACGUUUUUCUUUUAAAUAUGCAACUUUAAACCAAGUUAGAGUUUAUUAUGUUAUGAAUUUUUAAUACUUUCUUUUUUUUCCUGCAGAUCUGUUCAGAACUGUUUAUGGCCCAUGUUUUUCUGCUUUAGUUGUUUUACUGAGUAACAUCUGAUGCUUUUUGCAUUUGAGCACAAACAGUUAUAUUGAAUUGUUCCACUGCAAGUCUAGGCCCCUCUUUCGAAAGGACAUGUUAAUUAUUACCUGUUUGUGUUGAUAAAGUUUCUAAAGUUUCCACACCAAUGAUUCGAUCACCAAAAUCAAUCAAGUUGUCUUUUUUUCUCCCCAUAGGUCCAGUCCCUCCUAUGUAGCAGUUCUUUUUCAUAGGUAGUUUCAUUUAAACCCAGUUUCCUGAGCUUUGAAUUAGAGCUUUACUUGGUUUGUAUAUGUUUUUAUUGAACAACCAUCCAUUUUCUUUUACCUGCUUUUCCUUUUUUGGGUCACAUUGGAACUGGUGUCUAUCUUGAUCGUAAAGAAGAACCUGUAAGAAAAGCUAAAGAGAAAACAAUAACUAUCAAAUAAAACUAAUCUGUAUUGAAUCUGUUUAUCUACCAAUGAAAUUUGUGUUAUCAAAAUGUACGUUUUGUUGUUUACCUAAAGGUGAAGUUACAAUGCUGCUAAUUCCAACCCCUUUAUUUACCCAUCGUUAGACCCUGCACUGUUCAUGCUUGAGUUCCAAGUUUCUAAUCUACUCCAAAUCACAAGCUUUCAUACUGUAUUGCUGGGAAAAACCACAUAUAAAUGGUACUGUAAUUUUUUUUCUGAUUGCCAAUUAUCUUUCUUAGAGUGUUUUGUUUCGCUGACGUUUGCACCUUCAUUCAUCUUUACCAACCUCUGAUUAUUUUUCUCUUUGUUUUUGGUAAUCGUGUUGUAAAUAUUGAAAAUCUAUCAAAAAGUUUGUUUUGCUGGAAAUUGACUAGAAACUGUAUUUGUUUUGGAUGUUUAUAAAAGAAUCAAAUUAGCCGUCCUGCCACUUGUGCCUUGAUUGUUUAGACGACCCAAUAAAAUCUUUGUCCUUA